CCCCGCCUCUCCCUCCUUCCCUCCCUCCCUCGCGGGGAAGAUGGCGGCGCCCUUAGCGCGGCAGCUGGAGGAGCUGCUCAACCCCCGGCCCAGCUUGCGCGACCCCGAGGACGACGCGGAGGAAGCUACGGUUGCUAAAGUGAUUGACAAAUUUGAGGAUGAAACUGCAGAUGACAUUUUCCCUGUUGGUGAUAUACGAAAAAAAGCUUCAGCCUCUCUCUUGCAAGCUGAUAAAAGGUACAGUGGAAAAGCUACAUCUCGCAAAGCUUUGCAAGAAGAACUCUGGGGAGAUGCUCUGUCUGAAGAAGGAUCUGCGGAAGAAGCAUUAGAUGAAUGGUACAGUGGCAGUGAAGAUUCAGAAGAGAAUGGCAGCUUAGGCAGUAAAACAAAGGAGAAGCUCAGCAGUGCUGGCAGUGACCAGGAGGAUGACUUGGAAGACGAUGAAGAGACAGAUCCAUCUGUCAAGGCCAAGGCACCGAAGUUCAGUUUCCAGAAUAUCACAGACUUCAAGAAAUUUACGGAGGGGAUGGAUGAUGUUGGAAGCACUGAGGGGGAAGAUGAAGGUGAUGCCAGCAUGGAGGAAGGAAGUGAUGAGGAGGAAGGAAGUGAUGAGGAGGAAUAUGGGAGUGAAAACCACGAUAAUAUAAAGGAAGCCAAAGACAGCGAAGAUGAUGGGGGGAUGAUGACAUUCUCAAAAGGACAAGAGACUGAAGAAGUAGAAAAAGGAAAAGCAGUGAAGAACCAGCUAGCACUGUGGGAUCAACUGUUGGAAGGGAGAAUCAAGAUGCAGAAGGCGCUCCUAACGGUCAACAGGCUUCCGCAGCCAGAUACUUACCCAAUCUUCAGAAAGGAAGGUGGACAAGAAUUUGACAAUGCUGUCGAGAACUGUUGUAAAGCCCUGGAGGCAUUGCUGAAAGUAUUAGUGGAACUUCAGGAUGAGCUGCUUUAUCAAUACCCAGGCACAAGGCAUCUGGUAGAUGGAAAACAAUCACGAACUGAGAGUGAUGAUGAAAUCCCUAGCAGUAGUGAUGAAGAGCAAGUGGAUAAGGCUCAGCAGAAGAGAAGGAGCCUCCCCAAACGAAAGCUAAAGAUGGAGGACUACCCAGAAUUCGUAGCCAAGCGGUAUGCUGACUUUAGGACAUAUCGGAACAACGUCUUGCAGAAGUGGCACGAGAAGACAAAGCUGGCAUCUGGCAAAAUGGGAAAGGGUUUCGGUGCCUUUGAGCGUUCAAUCUUGACUCAGAUUGAUCAUAUUAUGAUGGACAAAGAGAGAUUACUACGGCGGACGCAGACCAAGCGAUCAGUGUAUACAGUGCUGGGAAAGAAGGAACAGGAAUCUCAUCCGGUCCCUGAAUCUUUGCCUGAAAAUUCGGAGGUCCUCCCUCAGUCAGAUUCCAACAGGCACCUGAAGGACAUAGAUGAGGAGAUAUUUGAUGAUGAUGACUUUUAUCACCAGCUCCUUCGAGAACUUAUAGAACGUAAAACCACUUCGUUGGACCCCAAUGACCAGGUAGCAAUGGGCAGGCAAUGGCUGGCCAUCCAGAAGUUACGAAGCAAAAUAAAGAAGAAAGUGGACAGGAAAGCCAGUAAAGGAAGGAGAAUCCGGUAUCAUGUCCAUAGCAAGCUGGUGAGCUUCAUGGCACCUAUUGACCACUGUACAAUGAAUGAUGAUGCCAGGACGGAGCUUUAUCGUUCGCUGUUUGGAAAAAUCACGGGUCCCGAAGAACCGGAGCGGAAUUAGCGUCGUGCCUCGGCGCCGGGAUUGACCGCGGCAGCAAACGCGGCUCCACACUGUGCGGCCCGGCCGGGAGCGAGGGGUCCGUCCCGCUGCCUGCGACGUCUCCUGCCAGCCCCGCUCUGCCCUGGUCACCCAGCGCUGCCGGGAGCACCCAGAGCUUGUGCCUAAAACCUCCCUGAAGGAACAUCAGAUCCGGUUACGGCUCCAUCCCACGGGCUCAGAAAGAGGAGUGGGAGGGAGACAUUUCGCUUGGCUAAAGGCCCUCCCCUCUAGCUUUAAAAUGAACUCUGCUUCCUCCCAAAGACAAUCCAUUUUUAACUAUUCUCUUUAAAUUCCUGACCUUGAUUUUGCAGUCCCUGGGGGGGGAAGGGACACGCCGCUCAGACCAGCAGGGACCACCAGCCCCCCCUGCAAUCAGGUCACCCACGUUUGUAUUCAGUCCUGAGAGAUUUUUAUUUGGGGGAUUUGGGGUGGGGGGGUGUUUGAGCAUGCUGUUCUGGUCGUUGGCUGCGUAUCUGGAAUGUGUGACUUUAUUUUUCACCGAGUCAAGAGGAUUUAAAUGUCAUUUACAUAAUUAACAGGGCCUUAAAGCAGAGAAAAGGUGCUCUCCCUUGGCAGCAGCCGGAGCUCCCGGUUCACGCUCCCGUCCCUGAACGAGCACACGGGGACAUUUGCUGCCCGGCCGUGAGCUCCAGGCGGGGGAACGGCUGGGGCUGGCUCUGCCCUUAGAACGUUUGGUGAAUUUUUGAGUCCAGCAUUGAUCCUGUACGCUCAGUUAUUUCUGCUGGUCAUGACUCUGAGCCGGCCUGUCUUCACCGUCGCCCUGACACUGAUGGAAGAUGCCGGCGCGACUGUAAAGAACUGGCCGGAGGAGAUGACUCACUUGAGGCGUUUUGUGAGGUUUUUAUAUCCAAAGGUCAGGAGCCGGAAAUUAAAUCCCCGUAAGGGGAAUUCGUUAGCCUGCUGCGAUCAAUCUGAAAUGGAGGUUAUCUUGCGUAAAUAAUAUGUGCAUAUAUAUGUGUGUGAGGUGGCCGGUGCUUGGGACCACGUGAACCGCACUGUCUUUGUUUUGUGUUCUGCGCAAUCUAAUUAAAAUGCUUU
Messenger RNA from Chroicocephalus ridibundus (black-headed gull), 2839 nucleotides. It is a transcript of the gene AATF, whose product is annotated as apoptosis antagonizing transcription factor. Gene Ontology annotation, biological process: regulation of transcription by RNA polymerase II. The transcript has 12 exons. Bases 41 to 1741 code for a protein of 566 amino acids. Lineage: Eukaryota; Metazoa; Chordata; Aves; Charadriiformes; Laridae. The record is from RefSeq and is a predicted model, not a curated record. Gene Ontology annotation, cellular component: nucleolus; nucleus.